UCUUACUCAUUUUCCUCACUCUUACUCAUUUUCCUCAUCUUCUCUUAUCUUCUCUUCUCUCCAAUGUGAUUGAACAAAAACAAAAAAGCAAGAAAAAAAAUUUAGUGUGGGUGCUUCAGGGUCGGUACUGAGUAAGAUGGAAUGGACGCUGGAAUCAGUGAGAGAAAGCUUGAUUCGUCAGGAAGACACUAUCAUCUUCAGCCUAAUUGAGAGGGCGAAGUACCCCAUUAAUUCUCAGAUUUAUGCUGGUGGAUUCGCGGGUAGUCCUUACUCCUUAGUUGAGUAUCUUGCUAGAGAAACUGAGGCCCUUCAAUCAAAGGCUGGUAGAUAUGAAAGCCCAGAAGAAAACCCUUUCUUCCCAGACAAUUUACCAGCUCCACUCAUGCCAUCGUCGAACAACCAGUCAAAUUUUUUGCAUCCGGCAGGUGCUUCUGUAAACAUAAACCAAAAAAUAUGGGAUUUGUAUUUCAAUGAACUUCUUCCCUUGUUUGUUUCUGAGGGUGAUGACGAUGGAAACUACAGUCAAACUGCUGCUUCUGAUUUUCUGUGUCUGCAAGCACUCUCAAGAAGGAUUCACUUUGGAAAAUUUGUUGCUGAAGUCAAAUUUAGGGAUGCUCCUCAAGACUAUGAACCGGCUAUUCUCAAUGAGGAUAGGAAUUCUCUGAUGAAAUUGUUAACCUUUGAAAAGGUUGAAGAGAUGGUGAAGAGGAGGGUUGAGAAGAAAGCUCGGGUAUUUGGGCAAGAAGUGAAUGUUGACCACAACGAAAACAUAGGUGAGGGUAAAUAUAAGAUUGACCCGGAAAAUGUAUCGCACCUUUAUGGAGAAUGGUUAAUUCCUUUGACAAAGGUUGUCGAAGUUGAUUAUCUUCUGAGGAGGCUUAGCAGCCAGAGAAUCUAAGCUCUCUUGUGUGUCUUAUAUCAAUCCUUCACAUUUCGGUUCUAAACAUUUGGUGAUUUAAUUAUAAACCAUGUUGAUUUUAUUGCAAAUUUUAAUGAUAUAACUGUCACUUAUU
Messenger RNA from Impatiens glandulifera, 1013 nucleotides. RefSeq names its product chorismate mutase 2. Gene Ontology annotation, cellular component: cytoplasm. Gene Ontology annotation, molecular function: chorismate mutase activity. Gene Ontology annotation, biological process: aromatic amino acid biosynthetic process; chorismate metabolic process. The transcript has 5 exons. Lineage: Eukaryota; Viridiplantae; Streptophyta; Magnoliopsida; Ericales; Balsaminaceae. Bases 137 to 898 code for a protein of 253 amino acids. The record is from RefSeq and is a predicted model, not a curated record.